Messenger RNA from Rotaria socialis, 921 nucleotides. NCBI's taxonomy places the organism in Eukaryota, Metazoa, Rotifera, Eurotatoria, Philodinida, Philodinidae. The record is from the annotation of a GenBank genome assembly.
AUGUCAAGUAAAAAUCUUAAUGAUCUUUUUAUGCGUUUCGCUCUACACGAUGAAACUGAUACUCGAAAAUGCCGCGAAUGCAAGAAAUUUGUGGCGCAAGGGGCCUUAUAUCCCGUUUGUUCGGAAUGUAAUAAGACGUCUUGUCUCACUUCGUCAUAUCAAAUGGAUCCCAGCUGCUGUGUAUCUGUUACACGCGAGCAAAUUGAUCAUGAUACGCUUGUGCAUGUUAAACGUCUACGCUGGAAUAAUACGUAUAAUCGUGGAUACUGUGCAAAGAGUUGCACUAAACAUAACAUGACAUCGAUGCACACGUACUGGGAAGGUCGACUCUCAUCAUCACCAGAGCGAUUUCCCUACUUUGUUCCAAGCAAUUGGUAUCGUCUCAGUUUGCACGUAGAUUUCGCAUCCAUUCCGUAUUGGGGUUCAAAUUGGCACACUCUGUACCACGGCACUCAUCCACAGAACAUUCACAAGAUUGUCGAAAACGGAUUUUUGAUUCGCCAAUGCCAACAUGGGUUUCCAGCGAUGUACCUGUCUCCUAGUAUUCGUUAUUCCUCGCAUCCCAGAUAUGCACGCGUGGUUGUGCAAAACAACAUGUUCUUUCAGUUUGUACUUGAGGUAAGAGUCGAUAUCAGAAAAUUACAGCCCGUGAAGAAACGUGAGACGCUCAGCGUCGGCACUGUGGGUGACAUCGACCCACACUUCCCGAACAACGAAGAUCUUGAGUUCUUAUUGAAAGCGGAGAAAGGAAAAUUUCUCAAGCCUCACCAGGGUGUAGUUGUGACUGGUGUCAUGGUUCGGAAAAUCAAUUUUGAUCCUGCGUUGCUGCAAUCGAGUUGGUGGUGGUGCAAAUGGCGUACUCUGGAGCAACUUCAUCGAUUUUAUUACAAUGGCAUGGCGCAAACUGAAAGUACAAACUGA